ACACUGGAUUAAAGUUAUAAUUCUAUAAAUAAGAUCUCCAAGGUUUUCUGAAUUCCAGAUAAGAAAACCCUAGAGCAAUUUAUCUGGAAAUUUCUCUUCUUUCUUGCGCAGCCGCCUCUAUAAUCAACAUGCCUCGACGAAGCUCUGGAGGAAGAUCUGCACCUCGUGCUGCUCCACGACGUAGUCCACCCCCUGCACCAGUUCAACAUGCUCCUCCUCCAGCACCAGCACAAAGUGGUGGUGGUGGAGGAUCGUUACUUGGAGGCAUUGGCUCAACCAUAGCUCAGGGCAUGGCUUUUGGUACUGGAAGUGCAGUGGCACACAGGGCUGUGGAUGCUGUCUUGGGUCCGCGAACCAUCCAACAUGAAACUGUGGUCUCUGAGGCUGCUGCCACCCCAGCUCCAACCACAAACAGUCUUGCUGGUGCUGAUUCCUGCAGUAUGCACUCCAAGGCAUUCCAAGAUUGCAUCAACAACUUUGGAAAUGACAUCAGCAAGUGUCAGUUCUACAUGGAUAUGCUUGCUGAAUGCAGGAAGAACUCAGGCUCUGUGAUGAGUGCAUAGAUGAUGGCAUAUUCAGCUAUGAACUUGUGAUAUUUGAUACGACUGUUAUGUUGUAAUGUGGAGCAAGUUCAGGAUCUACAUUUAAUAAGUUUAGGGUUAUUUAAUAAUUUUAUGUCGGAAACACAUUGAACUCUGACGUUGUUAUUGAAAUUUUGUUGUUUUUAAACAUGAAUGGUGCUUGCUCGGAUAAAAAGAUUUAAUUGAUUGCUGUUUGUGGCUUA
This is a messenger RNA of Mangifera indica (mango), 784 nucleotides long. RefSeq lists its product as uncharacterized. Bases 129 to 563 code for a protein of 144 amino acids. NCBI's taxonomy places the organism in Eukaryota, Viridiplantae, Streptophyta, Magnoliopsida, Sapindales, Anacardiaceae. Gene Ontology annotation, biological process: mitochondrion organization. The record is from RefSeq and is a predicted model, not a curated record. The transcript has 5 exons. Gene Ontology annotation, cellular component: nucleus; mitochondrion.